GGAGAGAAACCUUACGACUGCUCUGACUGCGGAAAGACUUUUGUUAGUUUAAGAGAUUUAAAAUCACACCAUAGAACACACACAGGAGAGAAAUCACCAUAUAGCUGUACUCAAUGUGGGAAGAGUUUUACUCGGUCAAGCUCCCUGAUAGUUCACCAGAGAACACACACAGGAGAGAAACCUUAUAGCUGUACUCAAUGUGGGAAGUGUUUUGUUGCAUCUUGCAAUCUGAUGAUACACCAGAGAACACACACAGGAGAGAAACUUUAUAGCUGUGAUCAAUGUGGGAAGAGUUUUACUCAGUCAAGCUCCCUGAUAGUGCACCAGAGAACACACACAGGAGAGAAACCUUAUCGCUGUACUCAAUGUGGGAAGAGUUUUGUUGCAUCUUGCGAUCUGACAAUACACCAGAGAACACACACAGGAGAGAAACCUUAUAGCUGUGAUCAAUGUGGGAAGAGUUUUGGUACAUCUGUGUAUCUGACGAUACACCAGAGAACACACACAGGAGAGAAACCUUAUGGCUGUAAUCAAUGUGGGAAGAGUUUUACUCAGUCAAGCGGCCUGGUAGUACACCAGAGAACGCACACAGGAGAGAAACCGUAUAGCUGUACUCAAUGUGGGAAGAGUUUUACUCAGUCAAGCGGCCUGGUAGUACACCAGAGAACACACACGGGAGAGAAACCUUAUCACUGCUCUGACUGCAGAAAGAAUUUUGUUAGGUUAAGAGAUUUAAAAUCACACCAGAGAACACACACAGGAGAGAAACAAUUUAGCAGGAGAUAAAUGAUAUAGCUGGAGAUAAAUGAUAUAGCUGUGAUCAUGUGACAAGAGAUACUUUGAUAAAAGAUCUCUGAUCAAACAUCAGAAAGUACAUACAUUAGUUGUUUCAUGAUAUCAAUGAAAUAAUGUCACAAUGUAGAAUGUUUUAACAUUGUAGAAGGAGUACUUUAAUUAAUAAUGUCACAAUGUAGAACCCUAAACAUUUCCCCCUGUUCUAUUUAUUUCAGCAUGAUAUGGAUAUUAGCCUCUGGGAAAAACCCAGGCUAUGAAUUGAAAGAGUAUUUAUGUGAUUUAACAAAAAGUAAAAAAAAAAAAAGUAAAAAAAAGUUGUGUUCCACGUUAAUCAAAA
This is a messenger RNA of Coregonus clupeaformis (lake whitefish), 1132 nucleotides long. Its product is annotated as zinc finger protein 180-like. Gene Ontology annotation, biological process: regulation of transcription by RNA polymerase II. Gene Ontology annotation, cellular component: nucleus. The record is from RefSeq and is a predicted model, not a curated record. The transcript has a single exon. NCBI's taxonomy places the organism in Eukaryota, Metazoa, Chordata, Actinopteri, Salmoniformes, Salmonidae. Gene Ontology annotation, molecular function: DNA-binding transcription factor activity, RNA polymerase II-specific; RNA polymerase II transcription regulatory region sequence-specific DNA binding. The annotation marks the transcript as partial.